AUGGGAGCUUUAUUUGGAAAAAGUAAAAAACAUGUUAGCAAAGUGACAGAACAAGAUAAAGCGGUAUUACAAUUAAAACAGCAGAGGGACAAAUUAAAACAAUACCAAAAGAAAUUAGAACUUAAUUUAGAAAGAGAUCGACAGUUAGCUAAGAAACUGCUUGCAGAAGAUAAACGAGAUCGAGCGAAACUUUUACUGAGGAAAAAGAAAUACCAGGAGCAACUACUUCAGAACACCGAUGCUCAAUUAGAAAAACUAGAACAGCUUACCCAUGAUCUCGAAUUUACACAGAUAGAAAUACAGGUCUUAGAUGGUUUGAAAACUGGAAAUGCAGCUUUAAAGAAAAUGCAUGAUAUGCUUAAUAUUGAUGAAAUAGAAAAAAUUAUGGAUGAAACAAAAGAGGGUGUUGAAAAACAAAGGGAAAUAGAUGAAAUGAUUUCUGGAUAUUUGACAACAGAGGAUGAUGAGGCUAUUGAAGCUGAACUAGAGUCUAUACUUGAUGUCUCAGACAAAUUGCCUGAUGUGCCCACAGAUAAACUUCCAGAAAGCAAGUUAGAGGAAAUACCUGAGAGGCCACAAAGAGCUAAGGAGAAGCAGAAUAAAGUUGCCAUUGAAGCUUAA
Parnassius mnemosyne (clouded apollo) is the source of this 621-nucleotide messenger RNA. The record is from the annotation of a GenBank genome assembly. NCBI's taxonomy places the organism in Eukaryota, Metazoa, Arthropoda, Insecta, Lepidoptera, Papilionidae.